CUAAUUUUGAAUUAAUUGCUUAUAAUUAAAAGGAAUCGUUAUUCAUAAAGAUGAAUCGAAAUUGUUUAUAGGAUUCAGAUUGUGUAAAGCGUACGGAUCAUCAAAACAUACACAUAUAAUAGACGGAGCGUCUCUGUAGAAAAAUACGCGCAUCGCUAUAUAGUCCACGCACCACGCAUGCGCACAAAGAUCUGGCAGAAAGAUUUCCCUCCAUUUUCCGUAUUAACACUGCCGAGCGGCAACAGCACGUACAAACAUGUUCACUUACGUUAAAUUUGAAGACGGAAUAAAAGCAAUUGUGGAUACAAAGGACAUAGUAGAUUUUAAUAUAAAAGACAUACAAUAUGAUAAAAAAUACCAAGUUAAAUGGGACGAUGGUCACUUUUAUUACGGAAUAAUAGGACGAAUGCAACAGAAAGCAAUUCUAGAAGAAACCAAAGAAGCAGUUGACGUAAAAAUAAAAUGUAAAAGAGUAGAGUUUUCGCCUCUGAAUCUUUGCAUCUCAGCAACAGAAGUUGAAAGUGAAUCAGACGUUGACGGCAAAAAUAGCUUAAAAGGAGACGAUAUAAAAAACAGAAUUGCUGCAAAAAUCAAGAAAUUAGACACUGCAUUAAUUCAAAAAGAUAAUAGUAAAAAAUUGUCAUCUAAUACUAACAAUGGAAGUCAUGUAAACAAAACAGCCAAAGUAAAAGAUCAUUUUCUAAGCAAGAAUGUAAAAAAAAAGGGAUGUUAUCUAAAGAAGAUGGAAAAAAUGAGAAACAGAAUCAAAUAAAGAAAUCAUCAGUUUCUGUAAAAGAUUCCAGUAACAACACUUUGAAACAAUCAAUAUCGCAAAUAGAUAAGAAUAAGUCCGACAAACAACAUGAAUUAAUAAAAGGCAUGACAGAUAAUCACGAACAAGGUGAAAAACGUAAUGACAAAGUUGUUUUGUCAAAUACAGAAAAAGUACAUGAUUCAAAGGAAAAAGAAAUGGUAUCACCAGCUGUGAUUACCAAGAGUAAUUUAGAAUUGGGUUCUACGCAAUGCUCACAGAAUAGUUUGAUCAUUAAUGAUAAUUUUGAUACAUUACAUUCAUGUACGAAUAAUGAAAAAAGUGUUUGUAAUGACAAUAACAGCAAAACUAUACAUAAAACUCAACUUGAAAACAAUUCUACUGAGCUUAAAAAAGGAUCUAAAGAUAAAUUAUUAAAAAAG
This is a messenger RNA of Temnothorax curvispinosus, 1194 nucleotides long. RefSeq lists its product as uncharacterized. The transcript has 5 exons. The annotation marks the transcript as partial. The record is from RefSeq and is a predicted model, not a curated record. Lineage: Eukaryota; Metazoa; Arthropoda; Insecta; Hymenoptera; Formicidae.